AUUUAGAUGUGUUUUGAAUAUAUUGCAUAGACAGCAAAAAAUAAGAAGAAUUAAUACUGUCAACGUCUAUGUUUUGCUACUUCUACUUUUUACUUGAGAAUAAAAUCGUAAAAAUAAUUAAAAAUGCCCGCCCAAGUGGAACAGAAAACUUUGGACCCUGAGGCCGAAUUGAGCAAUGUUCAACGAACGUUCCAAAAAUUGGCGCCAACAUGUAGCGUUGAGAAGCGCGCUGGCGGCGUGCCGCAGCUAGCGCCGCAGGAGAAGCAGAUCGGCAUCCUUGCUAACGAGCUGAAAGAGACCUUGCUGUGUAUUAACCUAGCUAAAAAAGGCCAGCAUGCACUUCGAGACAACCUAGUCAAAAGCGGCACAAAGAAAUCCAUCGUGGAAUAUGAGCAUCUCGAAGGUGUGCUGAGAGACGAGCGCGCACAGCAGGCAGAGCUGGACUGCUUGAACUACCUCGCGCAGAAGCAGCUUGUGGAACUGCUGAAGAAGGUCCCUACUGAAGCUGAUGAGCUUGCUAUGAUAGAAAACGCGAACAACCGUCUCCGGCGUAUGGAAAAUCGGCUGGAUCUAGCAACUAAGCGCUUUUGUCUCGUCAACACGGACAACAAGAGAGUCCGGGAAGAAAUUGAUAGGCUGCUGGUCGAAAGAAACGACUUCAACAUCCAAUGGAACCGCACGAUCGGCAAGCUGGUGAAAGGCAAGGAGUACCUGAUGGACAUCCUGGAGAUAGCCACCAACGCGUUUGGGGAUAGAGACGAGUGCUGCAGGAAGGUGGAGGCGUUGAAGUGGAAGGGCCUGUUCCAGCUUAAUAGGGAUAUAUCGGAGAUGCAAUCAUACGAGGGCGAGCUGAACCACCUCGCCAAACUUGAAGAAUUUUUACGCGUAAAGGGCUCUCGACGAGUCUGUGAAGCGGACGAAAUUGAAGAACUGCAGCGGCAGGAGGAGGUGGCGCGGUGCGAGCGGGAGAUCUCGGAGCAUGAUGCACUGCUUGAUGAGAUAUUUCAAUACGCCGGCUCGGAUAGAAUAACUACCGUUAUUAAUCACUUCCGAGCGAAUGAAAUUCAAAAUUUCUCUAUCUUUGUACUGCUCUGCGAAGUGUUGCAAGAAUCCAUUUUCAUUAGAAAGGAGUUGGAGAUAAUGAGACAAACUAUAAUGGACCAACGCGACAUUAACGAAGCAAGAGAGGAGAAACAAGACAAGCGAUUAACCGAAAUACGACUAGAAUUGGAGAACAAAAAGGAACAAGUGCGCGGCAUAUUGGAAGCUAAUAAUAAUGCUGAAGCCACCAUCUUGAAAGUGUUGAGAGGAAUCGAUGAUCUUGUUAGGUUGGCGAGGUGUGACGUGACGCCGCUGCUGUCGUUGCUAGGCAACCACAAGGAGGUGACGAAGUGGAACGUGCGCAAGUUCCUCAGGAUUCUGGAGUCGGAGGUGAAAAGCCUCAUCGAAGUGGUGUAUGGCGCUGUGAAGCCCCCGGCACCCACUCCCAAAGCGCGCAAAGGCCCCGCGCCCCCCACAACCAAGCUGGUAGCUGAUCCAUAUGUGGAGACACUCCGACCUAACAAGAUUGAGAAGCUAGUGCCGUACCAGCCUUGCGCUUACUGUGUAGAGGACUACAUAAUGAACCUUGUAUUUGAGACACCAGCAGUACCGGCUGAUAAAGAAUAUAUUCAAGGGAUAUUCAAGUUGGAAGAUGUUAACACUAAGUUUGGAAUUUAUACACUCACUAUUCCUGCAAAGCGUCAUCCUUAUCGUGGACCAAAGAAGGAUUAAUUACGAUAUCAAGUUUUUAUGUACCUUUUUAAACUAUUUGUUGUUUUUACGAAAUAUAUAAUAGUAAAACGAU
Colias croceus (clouded yellow) is the source of this 1846-nucleotide messenger RNA. Its product is annotated as outer dynein arm-docking complex subunit 1-like. Bases 124 to 1773 code for a protein of 549 amino acids. The transcript is spliced from 12 exons. Lineage: Eukaryota; Metazoa; Arthropoda; Insecta; Lepidoptera; Pieridae. The record is from RefSeq and is a predicted model, not a curated record.